Colletotrichum siamense is the source of this 6525-nucleotide messenger RNA. It is a transcript of the gene XPR6, whose product is annotated as Dibasic-processing endoprotease. NCBI's taxonomy places the organism in Eukaryota, Fungi, Ascomycota, Sordariomycetes, Glomerellales, Glomerellaceae. The record is from RefSeq and is a predicted model, not a curated record. The coding region runs from base 1 to 6525 and encodes 2174 amino acids. The transcript has 2 exons.
AUGGUCGAGGAAUGGGACGAGGGUAAAGUUCCCGAGAGCGAGCCUCCUCGUGGUCGUGCCAGAUCUCGAGACAUUCAUCAGCCGGAGCCUCCGAGGCAGACGGAAGAUGAGCAGAGUGCCACAGUAGACAACACAGAGCCCGACAAUGAGGUGGCCAGCGGCAACGACCCAAAGUCAUCGCCGCCAAGACCAUUCUCGCCGGCACUGUCAAGCAACACACACGAUGACACCUUUGACUCGUCAGUCUUUGAUUCACCCGCGCCGUUCGACGAUUCGGUAAGCCAUUCUCCAGCUGGCUCCAUACCCAGUUCUCCCAUGGUAGACGUGGCGACGCCGGAGACGAAGCAGCCGAGACCAUUGUCGUGGGCAAGUGUCGUUCAGAGUGUUCCGGAGGAGAGCAAGGUCAAGAGCGAUGUCUCUCCCAUGAGAAGUCUGUCGGCUCGGAAUAUUUCCCGUGGCCGGGGAGGAACGUCCAGCUCUGCGCUUGCUCGAUCAGCGUCGGUGGCUUGGGAAGGACCGAAAGAGAACAGUAGCCGUGCAUCUUCCACCACGCCUACCCGAAGUUUGAGUGGCACACGCGACAGUGGCUCUCGCUCACGAGGGCAGCAGAGAUUCACGACCGAUCGAAGAUCCUCGCUAGCCCCAGCGCAAGAUUCGUCACAAUCGAUCCUCAGCGAUGUACAACAUGACGAUGCCCAGCGCAACGACGCCCAGCGCGAUGCUGCGACCGAGCGGCAGACUCUGGCCCGUUUGAGGGGUAGAUUGAAGAGCCUGGCCGAAGAACACAACCUACUCGAUCUGGUCGGCACGCUUUUGAGUGAUGAAGACUCGGAAGACUCAAGUGACGAGUCGACCAUGGACUCCCUCCUCAACGACACCUUCGCCAAGCUCGCCUCGGAGGUCGGUCACCGGAGUGAGGCCAUUGCAUCGGUGAAGGCAGAGCUCGAGGAAUUCAAGAGGUCCCAGGCCGCCCUCCAGCAGGAGAAGAAGUCUCUUGAAGAGGCCGUGAAGGAGAAAGACGUCCUGCUUGCGCAGGUCAACGAGCAGCUUACGGAUGUCCGCGAAGAACUUGAAGACGCCAAAGUGGCUCGCGAUGCUAAUUACGAUGACGCUGAGCAUUACAAUUCCAGAUACGAGGAGGCUGAGAACAACCUCGGGAAGGCCGAGGAUAAACUCGCGGAAGCCGAAAGCCGAAUAUGCGAACUCACCAUACAGCGAGAUCGCGCGGAUGCCCAAAGACGACACCUUCAGUCGAGGGUUGAGGAGCUUGAGCGUGAUCAGCAAACUGCGCGCGUUGCCGGCACAGAGGAGCUCGAACUCAAGGUGGCUUCUCUUAGCAACCAAUUGAGGGAAGAACAAACAACUAGGGCUAAGGCGGUGAAAGAUCUUGAGCAGAAAGAAAGGAAGUGGAAGAGCUCUGAGGAUGGAUACAAUGAGUCGAUAAGACAUUACGAACAGAUGCUUGAGGCAGCCGGAAAGGACGAGGUCCGGCUAAACGACGACAUUGGCAGGCUCAAGCAAGAGCUAGACAAAUCCAGACGAAAGAAAGCAGCCGCCAAGCCCGAGUCGGCGACAUUCCUCGUCGACGGCGAGAAAGUCUCAUACAAGCAAUACGAGAAGAUGCUCAGCAACACCAGGGGCGAGGUUUCCUAUCUCAAGCAGCAAUUGGAUCAGGUCCAGGAUGAACAGAGAUUAUCUCAGGAGAUUCCCGUGGAGGAUGUCCGUCGCAUCGUCGAACCAUUCCUCAAGGUUUACGGCAUUGCCUUCGAAACCGCCCUUCUCGCCAUUGGCAGCAGUUCGCAAGAGGAAGAGGAUACCAUUGACGCUCUUGCCAACGACGAUGGGUAUGAGUCUUAUCCCCGGGUCAGUUUCGUUCCGGAUGCAGAGAGAGAGCUCUCGCGAGCGUCGACUUCCAGCUUCGUAGGUGCAAGAGGUGAUCGUGCGCCUGAUGUGGGAGACGAUAUGUCUCAGAUCUCUCGGAGGACGAGCACAGCCUUUGGUGGCGCUCAUGAUUUGAGGAGCGAGCUUCAAGGGCUCAGUUUCAGUCGAGAAUCGUCCGUCGGAUUCGAAGAGCCGGAGGUCAGCCAUGCACCUCAGAGUGGCAUGCUGAGCAAACCUUGCAGCCCUACGGUCGUGGCCGACUUGCGGGCUCGCCUGUUGCAGGCAAUGACCAAGUUGCGGACUUUGGAGGAUGCGAAGCAAGUCUACGAAACGCAGAUUCUGGAGCUGCGGGACAAAGUUUCCGGCUUGAGGGGGAGAAUCGACGUUUACGAGACCAUCAUUAAACAGCUCAAGGCAGAAAUCAGCCGGGCCAAGGAUCGGCAGGGUGCUGGAGCUGAGCAGCGGAAGCUCGCGGAACACGAGGCCACCAUCUCGGCGCUGUUCGAAAAGCUCCAGGUAUUCAAGGAGAAGCUUUCCGAGGCAAAUCAACAUCGCAACAGGCUCCAAGAGGAGAUUGAGGACACUCGAGCCGAGCUUGAGGCAUGGCAGGUCUCGGGUGACGAGGUUGGAAAGGCCAACUUGGGCCUGGAGGAAAGAAUCACGGAGCAGGAGGACGAAAUUGCCAUUCUCGAGGGCCGCAUCGAAAAACUUAAAAGCCAACUGGACGAGAGUAUCGCUCGCAACGAAGAGGUCGAAAGCGAACGUUUUGAUUUGGAAACUAAGCUUGCCGGAGAACGUUACAAGAGGCAGGCCGAGACAGAAAGAAGAACACAGGCCGAGACAGAAAGAAGAACACAGGCCGAGCGCGGAGCCAUCUGGAAAGGCACCGCUGGAAAAGAAUUACGCAGGUAUCAAGAUGAGAUUGAACAACUCAAACAAGAACUGUUUAACUGCGAGAACGACUUGCGGCAAAAGGAACGGGAGAUUGCGGACGCAAAACGGGACGCACUGCAGGCACCUGAGAAGCAGCACUCCGUUCAGACAGUCGGCACGCAGACCGAUGUGGGACAGGGAGAGGUCGUUCGGGUGCUCGGGAGUUACCUGCAGUCUCUCCGAGAGUUUGCAGAGUUUGAGGAGAAGCUUGCCAGCUUACUCGAAGAAUCUGCAAGGGAAGAAUCCCCCAAACCGAACGAUCAAACUACCGACAUGACCCAGCCGUCAGAUGAGAGCCAGCCCCUAAGCAUGGACCCCUGGGAUGAACAAAAUGGCAUGCUUGACCAACUCGAAGAAAUGCGCGAGGUUUUCGAGAAACUCAGGAAGAAGAAGGACGAGCAUUGGAAAAGUCUCACGGAAGCUCAAAAUGGCGAACUGUAUUUGCUCGACCUUGAGUUAGGCACGUUGGAGGAACGACUUCAGGCGGUUGAAGCAGACAGGGGACUCUCUACAGACACAAGUGAGGACUUGAGCCUUGAGAUGGCCAUCAAACAAGGGGAGAAGGAGGAGAUUAUGCACCCCAUCACGAUUGAAUCGGCUGCCUUGCGUAAAGACAUCAAGACUUAUGGAGCCCGGUUGAACGACUCGCUCCGUCGACUGGACCAGCCUCCUCCAACACCACCUCUGCAAGCCACUGCGACCACUUUGGCCCCUGAACAUGCGGGUGGGCCAGGAGAGCGACAACUGAUUCCUAGAUCAGCAACUGCGAAUCGGGAGAACGGUGGACGUCCCUCCUCGCACCCCGACAGCGAGAAUAACGACCAGCAUGACAAGGGAGAUGGAAUGGAUGACAGCUCUGACGCAAAGCCAGAAGAGCUCUCCUCCCGGCCCUAUUUCGUGGCAGAAAUCGACGCCAUCCGAUUUGCGCUCGAAAGACUUGAUACCUCCGCGAACAGAUCACUACAAGCCUCUCGGGUUGUCCGGGCAAUUCAGUUGCAUGCGGCUCAUAGCUUAGAGCUUCACAUCGCCAACAACGACCUUGUUCUUCCAAGUUUCGACGGUGACUCGGAGCCUCCGUACGAUCUUUCAACCAACGCAAGCGAUAGCGGAGGAACCUCUGUCUUUGACCCUCCCACUCAAGACCCCGGUGAAAUGACAGCUCGCCUAGGAUCGGCCUUCCAGGAAUUCAACAACCAAAUCAGCCAGAUCCCUAAAGCGAAUCACGACAUCAUAAGGGCAAUUCACUCUCUUGUUAGACGGGCCGGCAGUGUGCAAAACUACGACUUCCUCCGCACUCAGGCUCGGAAGUUUGCGCUGCAACGAGACCAUGCUCUCAGAAUCCUGGAGAACAGGGGUGCGGAUCUGCCAAUGUUUAAGGAACAUGAGCAGAAGUACCAGGAGGACAUCAAGCGCCUUGAGGGAGUGGUUGAGGCGCUUCGCGCUCAGCUCAGCGACAGGGAGGGAGACAAAGAAAUGGUCGAGUCACUCAACACACAACUCGCCAACUGGAAGGCCGAAGAUCAGACGAUGCCUCUGCAGUUGAGGCAGACGGAAGACAAACUGGCUGACGCAUUGUAUGAGAAGAAUGCUAUUGUCCGCGAGCACGCGCUCGAGAUACUCCAAGUCGCCGAAGACCUUAGGAGGAAGCUUGAAGAGUCCCAGGAAGAGGUCGACUCGCUCCAGAAGAAGCUGGAUUUGGAGCUUUCUUCGAGGUCCGCGCCAAUCGAUCACCUCAUAGAACGCCGACAGGAGCUUGAACAACAGUUAGCGGUUGCCAAGCGUGCUAAAGAUGCGGCUGAGGAAUCCCACCUUCAUGUUCGGUUGCAGCUGCAGAAGUUGCUCAAUGGCACCGAUGAGAAUGAUGGAGAAAGGAUGCGACGCGUAAUUUCCCACAUUCUUGACCCGACGGGUGGCAGCAACGAAGACGCCGAUCCAAAUUCGGUAGAUGCAUCAGACGACAAUGAAGGGACGGAUCGAAGGUUCGACCUGGAGCAGAAAGUACAAGAGUUGCAGAAGGUACUCGAACUCCGGCAAGGACGGGAUGAUCAGCUCCAACAAACUUUGGACGAUCGCGAGAAGCUGUUGAAGCACGUUCAAAAGGAGUUUGAGCUCUCUCAAGACAACCGCAUUGCUGGAGCCGAGAAAUGCAGGGUGCUGGAACAGCAGAUCAAGGAGCUGCAGGCGACGAACGAAGUGUUGCAUGUCAAUUUUGCAGCUCUCGACGACAGGCCAGCCUCGCGACUUUCUGGAACAAGCGGUGGGGACAUCGCUGAUAGCCCGACAUUCCGGAAGGGGUCGAGAAAGCUAAAGAAGGUGAUAUAUGUGGACGGCAAAGCCCAAGUAGUCACAGUCCCUGCUAAAGGAGAUGAGAAGAACCCUGAGAACGAGCCAGAAAGCGGAGAUAAUGAUACGGACGACAAGAUUAUUGAGGAUCUGAAGAAGCAAAACGAGCAUUUGAAGGAGGCAAACGAGAAGUUGGAGGAGGAUGCAGAGACGAUGCGUGAGGUUUUGGAAGGUUCCCAAUCCAAAUCGUCGCAAGAUGUCAAGAAGUGGAAGCAGAAAGGGUCGGACAAGAAGAAGAAGAAGGGCAAGGAGAAAGCCAAGCCAAGGCUUAAGACAGCUUCGAAAGACGAAGAUCCGGAGGCAUCUUCGAGUUCAAGCUCCAGCGACUCGGACUCUUCUCGGAAGGACGACGACAACAACGGCGGCGGAGGACCCUCUCAGUCACCAGAGGACAAGAUCAAGCAGCUCCAGGAAAAAAACAGACUCCUGAAGAAGAAUUACUUCGAAGCCAAGCAGAAGGCCGAAGAUAUGGAGAAAGACAUGGAUGCUAUGAAGUCCGAGACGCCUGCGCGGGCUGCCGGAAGUUCGAAUGACAACUUGAACAAGCCAGGCCAAAAGCCAGAAGACAAGCCAGAAGACAAGCCAGAAGACAAGCCAGAAGACAAGCCAGAAGACAAGCCAGAAGACAAGCCAGAAGACAAGCCAGAAGACAAGCCAGAAGACAAGCCAGCACGAAUGAACCCGAGGAACAAACCGAAUCGAAACAACAGCAAGCCCAAGGCUGAGGGUACAGCAGGAACAGGCCCUCCACCUAAAUCUGACCCGGAGUUCGUGUUCCGGUAUUCUGAAGACAUGAUGUUCCCCUUGCCUGCCUCGGCCAUUCAAAAGGAGGACGGGAAAGCUCCAGGCGACGGCGACCGAGACAACAAACCACCGGGCGAUGGCAACGGCAGAAAAGGAGCAACAGAAGAAGUGAAGGACCCCUGGGUUUUCCGGGUCAUCAUGUCAAUCUUCAAGUGGUACUGGCUUCAAGUCUAUAACAUGUGCGACAUCGUUGUGCGCGCACUCCAGUUCAAAGCGAUACACCACAGGAACUUCGCUUUUCUUCUUGUAGGCGUCGUGUGGAAUGUCACCUUUUACUUCUGCCUUUGCAACUGGUUCGCGCUUCAUGUUUCUCGAGAGCUUUGGGCGAGGGGCAACGACCUCACGCGGGCGUACUACAUCGAGACGACGGUGCGGCCCAAGGUACACAACAUGCUGGGCCUGGGAGGCGCAGACUAUCGUUUCUGGCCGACCGUCAACUAUUUUGCUGGUCUUUUUUACGAAAACCUUCUGGGCAUAAGCCUGAGCUGGAACACCAGCGGCUUGCCGUGGGAAGCGCGGAUGGCGGGGGAGGAGGGAGUUUUCCCCGUAUUUCUGGAGGAUUGA